AUGAGUUCACCAGCCAGGAAAGUAUCUGUACCUCAUACGGUGCGCACUGCGGCAGAGCCCCGUCAGAAUAGACUCUUUACCGUCCGGUUAUCGCAUAUCGAACAGGCCAAUCCGACGGUGCGACUUCUGCAGUUGACAAUUCCUGCUAGCAAUGUGCAAGAUCCAGAGCCGGAAAGUCAAAGAGAGGGAUUUGAAGGAGCCGGUCAACUGCAGCCGCUCACAUUUUUGCCUGGACAAUGGCUCGACGUUUACAUACCUUCUGUCUCUAAUGCCGGUGGGUUCAGCAUAACCUCCACGCCAGCAGAUGCACAGGUUCUUCCCUCGCUAGAGCCUACCACUGAGCCUAUUUCCGCAGAGGAAAAUGGGGGUCCUCCAAUGGAUCCCAGGGGCCGUGAUCCUUAUGUAGAAUUGGCUGUCCAGAAUGCUCCCGCCAACCCGGCCAGCGCCUGGCUCUGGAAACCCAAGGAAGAAAUCCUAGGUAAGGACCUUAGCAUUCGGGUCGGUGGCAGCUUUGUAUGGCCUCCUUCUAGCAUGGAUCUGGAGAAGAUCCGGAACGUUGUCUUUGUGGCCGGCGGGGUUGGCAUAAAUCCUCUUAUAUCCAUGCUCUCCCAUUUAAACAACAAUGACGAAACCACCAUUCUCCACCAUCCAUCUUUGAAUAUUCGCUUUCUUUACUCUUCCAAGCUCCCUGAAGCCUCGACCCCAGAGAGGGCCCUCGAUCAGAUCCUCUUUCUCCCACGUCUACGCCAAAUUCUCCGCUCCCAGUCACAAUCCCACCGUCUGCAGAUCACUCUCGAUCUCUUUUUAACUAACCUUCAUGAUCCGCCCUCUCCGCUUCUAGUCCAGCGUCCGGAAGAUCUAACGAUCCAUCCCCGGCGAAUCAACCGGGACGAUUUACAAAGGACGAUCGUCGGAACAGAUAUACAAUUCACCCCUCAAGACACCGUAUGUUACGUCUGUGGGCCACCCGAGAUGACAGAUGAAGUUAUCAAAACCCUUGGAGAGCUCUUAGACGGGCGGAAAGAGCAGAUAAUCUUCGAAAAGUGGUGGUGA
Molecule: messenger RNA, 1053 nt
Organism: Aspergillus ochraceoroseus IBT 24754
Lineage: Eukaryota; Fungi; Ascomycota; Eurotiomycetes; Eurotiales; Aspergillaceae
Product: FAD-dependent oxidoreductase
Exons: 3
Coding region: 1-1053 (350 amino acids)
Cellular component (GO): mitochondrion
Molecular function (GO): oxidoreductase activity
Source: RefSeq, a predicted model, not a curated record